AAACAGAAGAAGACAAAGAGGAAGUUAGGAAAUAUGAGGAAGUAGUAAAACUUGCAGUUGUUGUGAAUCAUGAUCCUGUGGAGGUGAUCAUUAACAGCGGGGCUGACAGGUGGAGCAGCAGCACGACAGAGUCUACUGAGCUAGUGUCUGCUGCCAAAAUGGUGUCGGAAGGAAGCUCCUUCAUGAAGGGGAUGGCCAUGGGAGGCAUCUUCUGCUUGGUUCUAUCGCUCCUGGGCAGUUUCAGCCACGGACCAAAGUCCAGCACAGAGGAACACCACCAUCAUCAUCACGUCAAGGCAGCGAGUAAAGACGAGUUGAAAGAGCUCUCUGACGCUCAGAUGCAGGAGUUGAGCAAACAAGUCCAGGUUUAUUGCAUCGUCAUGGUCCAGCCGAAGCUGCUUGUUUAUUGGGCGGCAGCGCUGGAUACCUGGAGCAAACACUGUGACAAGCCUGUGUUUUACACCUCAGAGGCCUCAAAGGCACUUGAUGCAGUAGACCUGAAUGAAAAAGACGACUGGACGAGGUUACGUAAAGCUCUGAAGCAUGCUUAUGAGAACGCUGGAGACCUGCGCUGGUUCUUUUUGGCACAACCCACCACGUUUGCCAUCAUCGAGAAUCUCAAAUACCUGGUGCUCACGAAGGAUCCCAGCGAACCCUUCUACCUGGGCAACGUUAUGAAGUCAGGGGAGCUGGAGUAUGUGGACUAUGAGAGUGGCAUUGUUCUCAGCUAUGAAGCUCUGAAAAGGCUGGUGCAUGUGUUUCAGGAUGAAGACAAAUGUCCUGAGAGAGGACGAGCCCUGUGGAAGCUGAAUGAGGACAAGCAGCUGGCAGUGUGUCUCAAAUACACAGGUGUGUUUGCAGAGAAUGGAGAAGACACAUAUGGGAAGGGCUUGUUCAACAGCAAGAGCGUCCACACCCUUAUCUCAGACAGCAUGAAGGAGAACCCUAAUAACGUGGUGGGUGGCUGUUGCUCCGACAUGGCAGUCACAUUCACUGGGAUGUCACCAGGUCAGAUGCAGGUUAUGAUGUUCGGGGUUUACAGACUCCGUCCUUACGGCCACGAUUUCCAUGACGCAUUAGCCUUUUACCCUCCUGAAGGUUCAGACAAUGACUAGAGACUCAUUCCUUGAAACUGGAUAUGGCUUUUUAAUUCUAUUUUUUGUCAACAAUGAUGCAAAGCUGUGUUUGGGGAGGUUUUCCUUAUGCUGUUGGUAAAACUUGAUUCUGAGUUGGAACAACUCUUUUAUGUAUAUUUGUACCUUUUGCACUUGGCACAAUCAGCACCCCAUUCCUUUAUGGUGUAGGUAAACAGUCGAUGGGUGUGUCGUCCUUUUGAAUGAAGAUAGAACUGGGAGAUAUAGCAAAUAUGUGAUAAUGAGAUAAAUUAUCUGGAAGUAUGGGGUAUUGUCAUUUGUUAUGUAUCUAAAAUGUUUGUCUUUUUGUCGUCUUAAAGCUGCAUUAGUUGUUAAAUAACACUGUUUUGACAUUAUUUAAUUGUUUUAAGUGCUUGGCUCUCUGUGAGAAUACAAACUCAAACUUUAACUGAAACAUCAACAGUCAAUAUUAUAUCAAACAUGCCGGAGCCCCGCACCAAUUAAUAGUGAAGUUUAUUUUUCUUAACAUGGUAUGCUUAGUUGUAUCCACAUAUGAAGAACUUUACAGCUAAAUUACCAGUCAAUAGACAGUGUGACUGUUUCACUGACAUUUCAACACAUGACUUCAGACAUAUGACUCGUUUUUUUAGUAGAAGUAAACAAAAUCAAUCACUUAUUGAACUUAACGUAGCUUUGUGGUGUUGACCGUUAUAGGGUGGGAAUGAUGUUUUUCAUGGACUCUGAACAAACAUGGCUACCUUUUUAUAUUCUGCCUAAUUACCAGUGGUAGUAGUGGAUUGCCAGAUUGCAGUGGUGGAUGUAAUUAAGUACAUUAACAAUUAUAUAUUAAGUAUUUCUACUUAGUUUCCUGACAACAAAGUGAUAGUAUCAAUUAGUAUAAUACACUCUGAAACAAGUUUUUCCACAUCAUGAAUAAUUUUUUAUUUGUGACUUGAAUUUGUAUGCAGGACUAAUAAAGUAUUAAAUGUGAUUUAAGUAUUUUUAGAUUCAAGUAUCUUGAGUUCUUCCACCACUGGUUAUAGCCUCACAUGUAGUUUAUGUAAAUGGUUUAAUGGAAGGUUCUUUUGGAAACCCUAUUCAAAUAUGCAUGUUUAAUUUAAUCAAAGGUUAAUAACACUACCGACUGUAAGGGCUCAUUGAUAUAAAGGGGAUGGACAAAAUAUUAGAAACUUGUCUUGAGUAAAGCACAUCGCAAGUACAAGCCACAACAGCUCAAAAACUAAUAGUUUAAUUAACAUAUCUUUCACAUUAUUAUAGGUUUUGUUGUAGGAAAGUUGUAUUUCACUCCAAUAGUGAAUGUUCCAAUAAACUGGCAAAUGAGUGUUAAUUGAAGAGCACUGAAAACCAGUUUAACCUGAAAGGAGUGUCAUUGUGGAACUGUAAAGCAGAACAGAACAGGUUUAACAUGCCAAGACCACUUCUUCAGUUAGUAAGUAAACGCUCUCACAUCCUGCAUUGCCUGACUGUUGACUAUGGCACAACUUAAUAAUAUAUUUGACUUCUUUGUCAUGUGUAUGGUUGGAUUCAGAUUCUAAAAUCACAGGCAACACAAUAACAUGAGCAUCUUUAAUUGGAUCCAAUGCAA
Molecule: messenger RNA, 2700 nt
Organism: Paralichthys olivaceus (Japanese flounder)
Lineage: Eukaryota; Metazoa; Chordata; Actinopteri; Pleuronectiformes; Paralichthyidae
Gene: c1galt1c1
Product: C1GALT1-specific chaperone 1
Molecular function (GO): N-acetylgalactosaminide beta-1,3-galactosyltransferase activity
Source: RefSeq, a predicted model, not a curated record